AUGGUUCGACUUAUCAACUGCCUAUUCGCACUUUCCGCGGCGGCUUCGCUUGCGGAAUCACGAAGUAUAUAUGGGAGUAAGCAGAACCCUAUCGUAGAUCUCGGUUCUGCAGGCAGAUACCUGGGAACUCUCCAGAACAACGGAACUGUUCAAUCUUGGAAAGGUAUUCCAUACGCUCAACCGCCACUUGAUAAACUUCGAUUCGAGCCGCCUCGCCCACUAGCUCCACAAUCCUCAAUUGUGAUCAAUACGACCGCUGCUCCUGAUCGCUGUGUCCAAUUCACACUGGCGCCCUAUGGAGUGCACAACGCGUAUCUCGGGCCUGGCUCGCCCGGAACUGAGGAUUGUCUCAAAUUAUUUGUCUGGAAACCAGCUAAAGCUCGGCAGAGCGCCAAGUUGCCUGUGAUGGGUGGUGGACUGGUCUUUGGCGAUGGAUUGCAAGAUGACUACGGUGACUGGGUGGGACAUGACCAGAAGUUCAUUGCUGUGAACAUGAAUUAUCGUCUCGGAAUUUUAGGUUUCAUGAAUCACCCAGACCUGCCCUCAGCAAAUGCGGGUAUCUUGGACCAACGCAUGGCCAUGAGAUGGGUCAAGCAAAACAUCGCCGCAUUUGGCGGUGACCCUGACAACAUCACCAUCAUGGGCCAAUCUGGCGGCGGAUGGGCAAUUGCGGCACACCUAGGUCUCUACGAUGGCCGUACCAAUGGAACCUUCCAGAAGGCCAUUGCGCGCUCGAUUCAACGAGAACCAAUGUUCAACACGGAGGAGUUGACGAUGCGCAAUGAAGUCUUGUCCCAAAAGCUUAAUUGCACCGGUGAACAGCUGGCUUGUUUCCGCAGUGUUUCCGUGUCCGAUCUAGUCGACGUCUUCCAGACCAUGUCCAUCGUUAAGGGCACUAAAGGUAUCUUUGCGAAUAAAGUCUUCGGCUACCAAGGAAGUUUUGGGCCAACAAUUGAUGGUGUGACCUUGACCGACUCAGUUACACGUCUUUUCAAAGAUGGAAAGACGGCAAAUGUACCAACCAUUGCUGGCUGUACCAGUGAUGAGGGUUAUGAUGGCUGGGUUGAUGCAUAUCAGAUGAAUCCAACCCCGUCAAACACAACCCGGCUUGAUCCUCAAACCAACAGGAUCACUAAUCUUACAGAUUCACAAGUAUAUGAGAUUGCCUCUUUUUACCCUGUGAGCGCCGAAUAUGGUGCCGUGGCCUCAGAUAACUUUUUCCUCGAUAUUUUCAAGUCAUAUUGGAUGGCCCUUGGCCUUUUCGGAGAGGUUGGCAUAUUCGGAUCCGAAAGAAUGAUGGGUCGAUGGUUGAGUGCCGCUCAUGGAUCAAAGCAUAUUUGGUCUUUUCGAUUUAACGCUCCUCCCGUCGGGGCCUCUUUCAAUGGAUCUUAUCCUUUGGCUCCUGCGACCCAUUCUACAGAGAAUUCAUAUCUGAACGACCCCCUUAGCACGAUGACUGACUAUGAGCAUGCUGUUGCUAUUGAAUUUCGUGCCUAUUUGUCAUCUUUCAUCCGCACUGGCAACCCAAACACCGAAAAGCUUGCUUCUUCUCCCCACUGGCCUCAUUAUGGGGCUCUCGGCGACUUUGUCAACUCCCCAGUUCGCCUGGUGCCACAGUUUGCUUUUAAAAGUAAUGCAAACAAAAGUUAUCCAACCAGCACGCAAAUUGAGGUUUCUCCAAAGGCGGGAAUAGAGCGGACGGAUUUCUGGCAAUCAGACAAAAUCCUGGAAUCCAUUCGAUUCUAG
Messenger RNA from Penicillium nucicola, 1746 nucleotides. RefSeq names its product secreted lipase. The transcript has 5 exons. The coding region runs from base 1 to 1746 and encodes 581 amino acids. NCBI's taxonomy places the organism in Eukaryota, Fungi, Ascomycota, Eurotiomycetes, Eurotiales, Aspergillaceae. The record is from RefSeq and is a predicted model, not a curated record.